Molecule: messenger RNA, 2475 nt
Organism: Nannospalax galili (Upper Galilee mountains blind mole rat)
Lineage: Eukaryota; Metazoa; Chordata; Mammalia; Rodentia; Spalacidae
Gene: Scamp2
Product: secretory carrier membrane protein 2
Exons: 9
Coding region: 116-1108 (330 amino acids)
Biological process (GO): protein transport
Cellular component (GO): recycling endosome membrane; trans-Golgi network membrane
Source: RefSeq, a predicted model, not a curated record
GCGCCAGAACGGCUGCUUGCUCCCGGAAGUGGAGGGUCUACAACAGUGCGCCGCUGGGUCUGAGUGACCGAAGUCAGCAGUGCUCGCGGAGUUGGCCAGCUGGUCCCGGAUCACCAUGUCGGCCUUCGACACUAACCCCUUCGCGGACCCGGUGGAUGUAAACCCCUUCCAGGAUCCCUCUGUGACACAGCUGACCAAUGCCCCUCAGGGUGGCCUGGCUGAAUUCAAUCCCUUCUCAGAGACAAAUGCAGCAACAACAGUUCCUGUCACACAACUUCCUGGGCCCUCUCAACCAGCAGUUCUCCAGCCCUCAGUGGAACCAGUGCAGCCAACACCCCAGGCUGUUGCAGCUGCAGCCCAGGCAGGCCUGCUCCGACAGCAGGAAGAACUGGACAGGAAAGCUGCUGAGCUGGAACGCAAGGAACGGGAGUUACAGAACACCGCGGCCAACUUGCAUGUGAGAGACAACAACUGGCCGCCCCUGCCCUCAUGGUGCCCUGUCAAGCCCUGCUUCUAUCAAGACUUCUCCACCGAGAUCCCUGCUGACUACCAGCGGAUAUGCAAGAUGCUCUACUAUCUCUGGAUGUUGCAUUCAGUGACUCUGUUUCUGAACCUGCUUGCGUGCCUGGCCUGGUUCACAAGUGAUGCCGCCAAUGGAACGGCCUUUGGCCUCUCCAUCUUGUGGUUUCUCAUCUUCACCCCCUGUGCCUUCCUCUGUUGGUACCGUCCCAUCUACAAGGCUUUCAGGUCUGACAACUCUUUCAGCUUCUUCGUGUUCUUCUUUGUAUUUUUUUGUCAAAUAGGGAUCUACUUCAUCCAGUUGAUUGGCUUGCCUAACCUGGGGACCAGUGGUUGGCUGGCAGCCCUGUCUACCCUGAAGGAAGGGAUCUCCUUAGCUGUGUCAAUCAUCAUGAUGGUAGUGGCAGGCUUCUUCACCCUCUGUGCCGGGCUCUCACUCUUUCUCCUGCAGCGGGUACACGCCUUCUACCGCCGGACAGGAGCCAGCUUCCAGCAGGCCCAAGAGGAGUUUUCCCAGGGCAUCUUCAGCAACAGAACCUUCCGCAGUGCUGCCUCAUCUGCUGCCCGAGGAACCUUCCAGGGGAAUUAGUCCUCCUGACUCUCCUUCCCUCAGCCCCAGCCUCUUCUGUCACCUGCCUUCUGAGCUGUACUUUAUGUGGGUGCCUUAUGCAGUGGUUUUGCCCAGCACAGACCUGGCAGGCAUCUUGUUGCAUCCCCUGCUUCUUCCUCAGCAGCCAGCUUUCCCUUCUACUUGAAAGAGAGGGAGAAAGGUACAGGAACAUUGUUUUUUUACACAAGAGAAGAGAAAAAUUAACAAAGCUGUCUUUUCUUUUCUGGUGGUGGUUUGGUAGGAUUUUGUCUGGAAGCGGUAGAAUGAAAACUGCCUUCCUGCUAAACACACACUCACACACACACACACACGCACACAUACACAUAAAAUUAUUGGCCAGCCUGGGUUCAUUGUACUAGGAAUUUUAUUUUCCACAGGUAUCCUGGACUCCGCUUCUCCUAGAGCAGGCCAUAUAUGUAUUGGGGUUUAUAGGCAGAGCCUGUGGUGUCCACAGUUAUGCAUUUUCCUGCACAGGCUUCAGUAAGCCUUCCAAGGGCUCUACUUAAGGCAGGCUGUGUUCUGGGUGGGUGGGCAACUGUUCUCCAGAUAACCCUGAAGUAGUCUUCAUGCUUCCAGAGCCUCUGGCCUAACUGUCCCAGCUCUCCUACACCUCAUGCUCCUCACGAAAGAUUCAUGACCCUUUUAUGACCUCUCUGUGCCUUCCUGGUGUGACAGCACCUUGUUCCCUCUGGGGCCUUCCCUAGCCCUUCUCUUCAGGCUUUCUGGAUGUAUAGUGGGGUUGGGUGGGACUUGGGGGUGGGAGGGGCAGAGGACAAUGAAUCAAGUUGUCCUGUCCAGCCUUUUGCCCAGUCUUUAGGAGGGUGGGUGUGACUGUCCAGGUGUGGCUCUGUUUGUUUUGGCUUCCUCUCCUGAGGGACAGCUGCCCUCUGCCUUAGUCUUACUCCUGCCCCAUCAUCAAUAUUUACCUAUUACAAACUCUUGAGGAGAGUUGAAGAAAUCAGUGCAGAACUAUGUCCUGCAGGCAGGACCACUGAGCCAUCUUUCUGAAGGUUCCUCCUGUACCCACAAUAGAGUCUAAGUCCCUUUCUCCUUGCCCUGGGUGCUCCCCAGGUGUGUCACUGCAGUGAUAUCUCGGAGUUCACCAUUGAAGCAUGCACCCUGUGCUGUGGGGGGGCUUUGGGGCUCACCAAGCUGGCCAGCCUCAUGUCUCUGGUAACUGGGGCACUCCUGAGGCAGCCCUUGGGCUGUCGGCCCAUUGGGGCCUAGAGCCAAUGAAUGAUGACAGCCACCAGGGUUUUGUAAACUUUCUGGUAUUAUUUUCUUCCAUGUACAAAUGUAUAUGUCUCAAUUUUUGUGCUUAAAUAAAAAUAAGACGUUUUCUGAUA